AUGAACGAUGAUGAGGGAUUUAUUUCUGAAGAAUCAGAUUAAAAUAAUUAUUAAUUAAAACUACCCAAAGACCUCUUUAUUGACACAUCCGUCAACAUCCAAACACCCCUACAUAAUAUUGAACAAAAAUGUGUCUAUUUAAAACACAAGCAAACCACCUCAUACAAUUUCAAAUACCAUUUCAAUGGAUUGCUACUAGACGACAACAAAUUCAUCAAGUCACAACCAAUCAUAACCAAUGGAAUGUUCAAUUCCAAUUUCGAAUCAGCCAAUCUUUAUGCUGCUUACGAGAUAAAGGACAACGAAUUUAAUUUAAUUUUAUAAGAUGAUACAAAUACAAUGGGCUAUUCCCAAUGGUUCUAUUUCGAAGUCAAUAACCCUCAAGGCCAAGUCCUCACCUUCCACAUCAUCAAUCUGGUAAAUACCCUUAAUCUUAUAUAGAUCAAAGAAUACAAAUCCUUAAAAUAUGGUCUCUCCGUCAUGAUCAAGGAUGGAUUCAAAUGGGAAACCUUGGAAACCAACGUCAAACUCAAAUCCUCCCAAUACUAUAAAUUGAAGUAUCCCACACACAUGUGUAAAUUAUACCAACUCUCAGUCAUCAUACCCUCAAAACACAAAAAGUUCAAACUGUCUCUUAACUAUCCCUACACCAAUACCGAUCUAUAUGCCUUCCUUAAAAAUGAUUACUAAAUCCUCACCACCUCCCUCUCCGGCUUCAAAAUUCCCAUCCUCAGAUAUGGUUCACCAAAUAACGAUGUUAUAGUCGUCAUAGCUCGCUAACAUCCUGGAGAAACUGUAUCAUCUUUUGUUUGCUAAGGCUUUUUGAGCAGUCUUGACAAAGAUGAAGUCCUAACUCAAAGGUUUCACUUCAUUAUCAUUCCCCUCUUUAAUCCAGAUGGAGUUGAUUGCGGAAAUUUUAGAUGCGAUUUGAGUGGGAAGGACUUGAAUCGAUAAUGGCAUAAACCUAACCCCUAAUUGCAUUCUUAGAUUAUCGAAACCAAAAAUCUUUUGAAAAAUAUCAUUCAAACAAGGAACAUUGUUUGCUUUGUAGAUUUGCAUGGACAUUCUAAAAAAUUAAACUCAUUCAUGUACACUUGCAGAGGAGACUAAGAUGUAGUCUAAUGCAGGAUAUUACCAUAUAUAUUUAAAACCACUAGCAAGUUCUUUGAUUUCAAUUCCUGCACCUUCUCACUUGAACCCUGCAAAAUGAAAACUGCUCGAGCAUUCGUUUAUAAACUAGUUAAGAAACAUUUUCCUAAUGAAAUUCAUGACAUAUUUACUUUAGAGACCAGCUUUUUUGGAUAUAAUGAGUUUUAUUAAAUCAAGUAAUUCACUCAAUCAGAUCUCUUGCAAAUUGGUUAGGAUCUGUAUAAAAGUCUACUACUCUACUAUACAAAUGUUAAUUUAAAAUAACAGGUUGCAAUCGAAUUGGAAAAGAACAGGCAAUAAUACACUAAUCAAGACCUCUAUAGUACUGAAGACUAAAGCGAUUCAGAUCCUGAAAAUGGUAUGAUUGUAUAAAAACAGCCCAAACAAAAGAAGAGAUUUGAAAAGAAGGUUUCCAUUAAGAAGGAAAUCAGUUUCAUUAAGAAAUUGCAACAACCCUAAUUAAAUUCCUUUAACAAUCAGAAUUACGAGAAUAUUCGGUAUUUUUCUAUGCCCAAAAGUAAGAUUGAAAAGAGAUAAAUGAAGAGUUCAAGCUUCCAUUAAUAAAUGAAUAUCACUUAAUCACAAAUAAAGGACAUCUCAGUUGACAUUACUCCUACCAACAAGUUUAAAUUGAAGACUCAAUAAUCUAAUAAUAAUUAAGAAAUGGAACAGAGCCAGCAAUAAAUAUUAAUACCCUCCUAAAAAAAAUAGAAUUUCCAGUUUCAGAAAACUAAUUUUGUGCCUCCGAUUCAUAAUGGAUUGUCAAUCAAAGUGGUUCAUAAUAAAAUAAAGAGUGAUUAGAUUUAAUAACAAUAAUAAUAGUAAUUAACUUUUUAAUAAUAAUAAAUACGACUUAAUCAAUCAUUUCAAAGUACUUAAUAUAACAGUCCAGAAAAUAAGAAUUUAGCAGUAAUAUCAAAAUCAAUAUAGAAAAAAGAUACAUGGGAUCCAAGAUUAAUAUUUGAAUUCACACAAAAAGUAAAACGAAAGAACACAUAAAAUAAAUUUAAUUGA
This is a messenger RNA of Paramecium tetraurelia, 2163 nucleotides long. RefSeq lists its product as uncharacterized. The transcript has 3 exons. NCBI's taxonomy places the organism in Eukaryota, Ciliophora, Oligohymenophorea, Peniculida, Parameciidae. Gene Ontology annotation, molecular function: zinc ion binding; metallocarboxypeptidase activity. The record is from RefSeq and is a predicted model, not a curated record. Gene Ontology annotation, biological process: proteolysis.